AUGCUCCCGUCGCCACCGGCGCCGCCGCCGAUCUCGCCGGCGCGGCUGCACAAGCUCGUGACCUCCCAGCCGGACCCGCUCCUCGCGCUCGAGCUCGUCACCGUCACCGCGCCGACCACCGCGCCCCACCCGUCGACGCUCCACGCGCUCGCGCUCCGCCUCUCCCGCCGCCGCGAACACCUCCCCCACGCGCUCGCGCUCCUGCGCCGCCUCCCCCCGUUGCCGCUCCACCCCGAGCUUCUCCUCCGCCUCCUCUCCGUUCUCUCUUCCACCGCUUCCUACUUCCCGUGCGCGCUGCACCUCCUCCGCGACGUCUCCACCCGCCUUCCCCUCCCCGAGCCGCUCGUCCUCGCCUCGCACAACCUGCUCAUCGAAGCCGCCGCCCGCUCCGGCCACCUCGCCGUGUCAAUCUCCCUCUUCCAUCGCCUCCGCUCCCUCCAUGUGUCUCCCAACGCCGAGACAUACCGCAUCCUGACCCAGUCACUAUGCCGCAGGGGCCAGGUCCGCACUGCAGCCAACCUGCUCGACGAAAUGCUCCACAGGGGCAUCCCUGCUGACCCACUGGCAUACACCACCGUGCUGAACGCGCUCUGCCGUAAGAAGCAGCUUCGAGAGGCUUACCGCUUGCUGUGCCUCAUGCGAGGCCGUGAGGUCUCACCUGACAUUGUACAUUACAACACGGUCAUCGUCGGAAUGUGCCGUGAGGGACGGCCACUGGAUGCCUGCAAGGUGUUCAGAGAUAUGAGGGAGAGUGGGUGCGCGCCAAAUGCGGUGGCAUAUACUGCGGUGGUCAAUAGGUUGUGUGUGAGUGGAUUAUAUGACAAGGCAGAGGCAUACCUUGAUGAUAUGUUGGGCAAAGGGUUACUACCACAUUUCUCUGUGUUCCAUUCAGUGAUUAAGGGAUGCUGUGCAGUUGGGAAGGUCAAUGAGGCUGCAGGGAUGAUGACUCGAAUGCUUGAUCUUGGAAUGGUUCCACAUGCUGAGACCUGGAGUUCAGUGAUCAGGAGUGUUUGUAGUGAUGAGGAUAAUGUCGAGGUGGUUUUGUUGCAAGUGAUGAAAGGAAUAAAGCACCUCUCAAACAUAAAUUCAAGGAGUACUUGGACAUGA
Messenger RNA from Oryza sativa Japonica Group (Japanese rice), 1107 nucleotides. NCBI's taxonomy places the organism in Eukaryota, Viridiplantae, Streptophyta, Magnoliopsida, Poales, Poaceae. The record is from RefSeq and is a predicted model, not a curated record.